Molecule: messenger RNA, 1244 nt
Organism: Salvia miltiorrhiza (redroot sage)
Lineage: Eukaryota; Viridiplantae; Streptophyta; Magnoliopsida; Lamiales; Lamiaceae
Product: 30S ribosomal protein 2, chloroplastic
Exons: 4
Coding region: 136-876 (246 amino acids)
Cellular component (GO): cytosol
Molecular function (GO): mRNA binding
Source: RefSeq, a predicted model, not a curated record
GAAAAUGCAGUUGGUGCUUGGUAUUUGGAAAACGGAUAAAAGUGUGGGAUAAAUCCGCGAAACUGCUCUUAUCUAUACAUUUCUCUCCCAACCCUUAAACCUCCAUCCAUAUUCAACAAAUCUCUUGAAGAAGAGAUGGCCACUGUUUCUUCAUCUUCCUUUGUAAUUUCUCCAAAUUUCCUUCAAGAAUCCACUAAACCCUUCAAAACUAAUCUCUUAAAGCUCAAUUUCCAGCCGCACAAGCCACAGUCUCUCCCUCUAAAAUUUACUCACAGAAGACUCAAUGCAGUGGCGGAGGACACUUCUGUCGCCACGGCGGACCCCUCAUCUGUGGCGGCCAGAAGAUUGUACGUCGGAAACAUCCCCAGAACUGUCAAGAACGAUGAGCUCCAGAAAAUCGUCGAAGAACACGGUGCCGUCGAGAAGGCCGAGGUUAUGUAUGACAAAUACUCUGGGAGAAGCAGGCGAUUUGCAUUUGUGACGAUGAAGACUGUUGAGGAUGCUGCUGCUGCUGCUGAGAAAUUAAACGGCACACAAAUUGGAGGGCGUGAAGUAAAAGUAAAUAUAACCGAGAAACCACUGCAAACAUUGGAAUCAUCAUCACUUCUGCAAGCCGAGGAUUCUCAGUUUGUUGACAGUCAAUACAAGGUUUAUGUGGGGAAUCUUGCAAAGACAGUAACUUCGGACUCGCUAAAAGCCUUCUUUGCGGAGAAGGGAAAUGCUCUCAGUGCAAAAGUAUCUAGAGUUCCCGGGACUUCAAAAUCCAGUGGCUAUGGCUUUGUUACAUUUGCUUCAGAAGAAGAUGUGGAUGCUGCCAUAUCAUCUCUUAAUAACGCGGUGUUUGAAGGACAGAAAAUCCGGGUUAAUAAGGCGUAGCAUUGUUCGUUUGCGCUAGGAGGAGUGAAUUGUACUGCUUGGGGCAUCUUCCUAAAGGAACAGGACCUGGUAUGAAAUUAAACUUAUGAUCAAUAGGAAGUGAAUGGUAACACCGUACCUGCUUCUUUCAUCGUCUACUUAUGCGAUGUGUUGCAAUCCUCGUGCUCCGACUCCGUGGUGAUUCAUGUUCGGUAGAGGUUCAAGUUUCUGAACAUGCUUUUGAGCUGCCUAAGUUUAUGUUAUUUGUUUUGCAAUGGAGAAUUUUUGGUACAUGAGUUUUGUAUGUAGUUCAAUUCCCCUUCGAUUCUCUGUUUUCCAUUAGUUUGCAUUCUCAAAGAUCUUGCCAUAUGGAAAAUGGUUCAUUAUUA